This is a messenger RNA of Rhopilema esculentum, 874 nucleotides long. RefSeq lists its product as uncharacterized. Lineage: Eukaryota; Metazoa; Cnidaria; Scyphozoa; Rhizostomeae; Rhizostomatidae. The record is from RefSeq and is a predicted model, not a curated record. Gene Ontology annotation, molecular function: actin binding.
UCUAGCUGUAUUUACAUGCUUGCUACUGCGUUGGAGCAUUCGACACGCCCUGCAACUAGAAAAGACGCUGUGCAAGUGCAAACGCGUUAUCAGUAUUCUCUUCGUGAGUUGGUGCCAAGGUCAGACGUUUGCGGAGCAGUUGUGAAAAACCCAAAGAAAAACAAUUCCAAAAUGGCUAUGUCAGGGAUUUCCGUCUCAAAGGAAGCAAUUGAAAUAUAUAAGACCAAGUUUCAACCUGAGAAAACAACAAUGGCUAUAUUGAUUUUUGGUGUGGUUGAUGAAAAGGAAGUUCAGGUUGUGAAGGAAAUCUACCCAGAAGAGGUUGAUGCAAAAUUAGCAGAAGCUAUUGCAGGAGGUUUCAAGCAAAAAAGUCAUAAUGGAAAACCUGAACCCAAUAACAUGGCCUAUAUCCGAUACUUGUUUUUGAAAGACCAGACACCACAAUAUGCUGUAGUGAAGUUAAAGUCAUUAAGUGACCUUACUGUGUUGGCUUACCUUGCAUGGAUCCCAAUUGAGUGUACUGUCAGGCAACGUAUGGUGGCAUCUACAGUAAAAGAAGAAAUUUAUAAAAAGCUUGAUGGCACUAAAAUCAAUGCAGCAUGCCAUGAUGAAAGUGAUCUUGACUACAUAGACAUUCUUGGUAGACACAAGUGAAGAGUUUGUCAAAGAAAAAACAUUUUUUUACAAAGUGCUUGGAAAUUGCUGUUGAUAAAUGUUCUGGACAAGGUAUAUUUGAUUAUCCUGUAUUCCAAAGCAGCCCUGUCUUUGCGAAUGUUCCAAGACUUACAUCAUCCUUUAUGAAAUAAACAAGUUAUAGAUGUGACCUUUUCUAUGAAUCGUUCUUAAUUUUACCAUGAAAAACAUUUUGGGAAAA